Molecule: messenger RNA, 1160 nt
Organism: Phoenix dactylifera (date palm)
Lineage: Eukaryota; Viridiplantae; Streptophyta; Magnoliopsida; Arecales; Arecaceae
Product: GTP-binding nuclear protein Ran1B
Biological process (GO): protein import into nucleus; ribosomal subunit export from nucleus
Cellular component (GO): nucleus; cytoplasm
Molecular function (GO): GTPase activity; GTP binding
Source: RefSeq, a predicted model, not a curated record
AAAUGGUCGCGUCAAAUGAAAGCCAAGAGCCGGGACCAUAUAUACCCCCAGUCCCCAGCUCCCCCUUUCCCCCCAUCCCAAUCAAAAGCCCUCUCCGUCUCCGAGCUCCGGUGGAAGGAGAGAAGGGAGAAAACGCUCCUCGAUCGAAGCAAGAUGGCGCUUCCGGGCCAACAGGCGGUUGAUUAUCCGAGCUUCAAGUUGGUGAUCGUCGGCGAUGGUGGCACAGGCAAGACUACCUUCGUGAAGAGGCACCUCACCGGAGAGUUUGAGAAGAAAUAUGAACCUACUAUUGGGGUUGAAGUCCAUCCCCUGGAUUUUUUCACCAACUGUGGGAAGAUCCGGUUCUACUGCUGGGAUACUGCAGGGCAGGAGAAGUUUGGUGGGCUUAGGGAUGGAUACUACAUCCAUGGUCAAUGUGCAAUUAUCAUGUUUGAUGUCACCGCACGGCUUACAUACAAGAAUGUUCCUACAUGGCAUAGGGAUCUCUGUCGGGUCUGUGAGAACAUUCCCAUAGUUCUUUGUGGCAACAAGGUAGAUGUCAAGAACAGGCAGGUGAAAGCCAAGAUGGUUACCUUCCACAGGAAGAAGAAUCUUCAGUACUAUGAGAUAUCUGCUAAGAGUAAUUACAAUUUUGAAAAGCCAUUCCUCUAUUUGGCUAGAAAGCUUGCUGGGGAUCCAAAUCUUCACUUUGUUGAAUCACCAGCUCUUGCUCCUCCUGAAGUACAGAUUGACAUUGCUGCGCAGCAACAGUAUGAGGCUGAGAUAGCUGCUGCUGCAGCACAACCCCUUCCGGAUGAUGAUGAUGAUGCAUUUGAGUAAGUGGAGGGAUGAUAGUGUUGGCGGGAUGUCUUUGCUUCUAAACUACAGCAUCGUUUCUUUUUCUAAUCUAGGAAAAAAGCCAGUUGAUUUUGCAUUUGAUGUCCCUAUUUGUGGAGUAUUAUUAGAUGAUUGGAUUGGGUAGGUCACGGGUCUGUCAUUGGCAUUUGCUAGGACUGCAUUUUGGAUGUUCUUUUGCUUGUCUUGUUACUUCUGUUUAAGCUUGGAAAUGUUUGGUUUCCAAGUGAUCCGUGCCUUCUGAUUUUUGCAUUAAAUUCAGUACUGAGAAUAUGCGAUGUCAGGCUUAUGGUUAAGUUUGCCAUCUACGGCAAAUCUGGUUUCAA